Messenger RNA from Synchiropus splendidus (mandarinfish), 3806 nucleotides. It is a transcript of the gene pank1a, whose product is annotated as pantothenate kinase 1a. The coding region runs from base 354 to 1802 and encodes 482 amino acids. Lineage: Eukaryota; Metazoa; Chordata; Actinopteri; Syngnathiformes; Callionymidae. Gene Ontology annotation, cellular component: nucleus; cytosol. Gene Ontology annotation, molecular function: ATP binding; pantothenate kinase activity. The transcript has 8 exons. Gene Ontology annotation, biological process: coenzyme A biosynthetic process. The record is from RefSeq and is a predicted model, not a curated record.
GCGACGUCAGGUCGCGGACAACAAAAAGCAAAGCGCGAGGAAUGACGUGACGCCCUGGAGUAGCGUGAUCCGGGCGUGAGCGCCUCGGUGACAGAUGGAAUGAUGUGCGUCCGCACCAGUGCCAAUUAAACACACGUCGAUAGGCUCGGCAUUCUUGGCAGGAGGCUGGCGGUGGAGCAAUGAGAACCGGUCGGGAAAGGUGCGCGGGCUCGGGCCUCGGUUGGUGGAGAGCAGUGACGUAGCAGCCCACGGACGCCACACACCGGCUGCCUGGCUCUGGAGCAGGGGAAUGACCGCCAGUGACCUCGAAUGAAUCGCGCGUUUAUCCAGCCGCGCACGCGCUCAGCACGUCCAUGAAAUGCGUCGCCUUUCGGAAAGAGUCGAUUAGUGGAACCGAGCGGCAAGAAAGGCAGCGGAGCGGCCCGUUUGCGGCGGCUGUCAGGCGGACUAGCCGUGCUAAGCUAACGCUAGCGUCGGCUGCCCAUGCUAACAUGGAGAAAGCCAAGUCAACGGUGGAGAAGAAAGCGGCGGCCGGGCCGCUUCACGUCGCCGGCGGGCAGAGGGCAGCGCUGAACGGCCACGUCUCCGCGCUCGCCAACGGCCCGGGCAGCGGCGGCUGCGGGGGGGAGGAUACGGAGAGCCACGGCUCCCCCGCCAAGAGGAGCCGGCUGCGGAGGAGGAGCGAGUCGGCGCGGCGGAGCAGACCGCCCUUCCCCUGGUUUGGCAUGGACAUUGGGGGCACUCUGGUCAAGCUGGUUUAUUUUGAGCCUGUGGACAUCACAGCAGAGGAAGAGCAGGAAGAAGUGGAGAACCUCAAGUCCAUCCGUCGCUACCUCACCUCGAAUGUGGCUUAUGGUAAAACAGGCGUUCGGGACGUCCACCUGGAGCUGAGGAACCUGACCAUGUGCGGCCGAACAGGAAACCUGCACUUCAUCCGCUUCCCGACCCAGGCCAUGCCUCGCUUCAUCCAAAUGGGCCGAGACAAGAACUUCUCCAGCCUGCACACCACACUGUGCGCCACGGGGGGAGGGGCUUACAAGUUUGAAAAUGACUUCCGCACCAUGGCUGACCUGGAGCUGCUCAAGCUGGACGAGCUGGACUGUCUGAUCCACGGCUUGCUGUUCGUGGACCGGGUCAGCUUCAACGGACACCCGGAGUGCUACUACUUCCAGAACCCUUCGGACACCGAGAGCUGCGUGAAGAAGCCGUGCACCCUGGAGAACCCCUUCCCCAUGCUGCUGGUCAACAUCGGCUCCGGAGUCUCCAUCCUGGCUGUGCACUCGGAGAACAACUAUAAACGAGUCACUGGUACCAGUCUGGGAGGUGGAACAUUCCUGGGCCUUUGCUGCCUGCUCACGGGCUGCGAGACCUUCGAGGAGGCUCUGGAAAUGGCCAGUAAGGGAGACUCGACCAACGUUGACAAGCUGGUGAAGGACAUCUACGGCGGAGACUACGAGCGCUUCGGUCUGCAGGGCUCAGCGGUGGCAUCCAGCUUCGGUCACAUGAUGGGCAAGGAGAAGCGCGACAGCAUCAGCAAGGAGGACUUGGCCCGAGCCACGCUGGUCACCAUCACCAACAACAUCGGCUCCAUCGCUCGCAUGUGUGCCCUCAACGAGAAAAUCGAGCGAGUGGUGUUUGUUGGGAACUUCCUGCGCAUCAACACCGUCUCCACCAAGCUGCUGGCCUACGCCAUGGACUUCUGGUCCCAGGGACAACUGCGGGCGCUGUUCCUGGAGCACGAGGGUUACUUCGGGGCGGUGGGCGCACUGAUGGAGCUGCUGAAGACGUCCGAGGAGCCGUGAGGCGCCCGACGUCCCGGACCCCCAUCCAUGUCAUCACCCCGAAGCGCUGUGACCUUUUCAACUCUCUUUGCCGCGACCUCUGCCAUGAAGGUCGCGGCGGCUGCUACAAAGGAGAACACUGGAGUGGGGCAGAGACUGAGAAGCCAUUUUUAACUUGUACAUAACUUCCUCCCUUGUCAUCAAGGUUUUAAUCUCCUCAUGAACGUUUGCUUCCCUGGAGUCGCCCAAGGUCAUUCCCCUGAGAUUAUCCUCAAACUGUGAUAUUUAUUAGCAACCAAGUAGAUCACUGUUGUCCCCCCCCCUCGCACCGCUGCUCAUGGCCUUGACUCUUCUGUAGAAGCUUCCCUUCUGCUGCCAACGUUACUUUUCACGUCGACCUCUCGCCGUGUCUCUCACCGCUAGGACGGCGGCGCCUGGGUUUUGAUGAUGCUCUGCCUUUACAGCCCAUUAUUCCGCGCCGCAAAGUGACUCUGAACCAUGGGGACGUCUGACGGACAGUCUGAUAGCAUAGGUGAGAGGGGGCAUGGUGAAACGGCGCCUGUCAAGAUGAAGCUUAAACUGCUUUACAGCUGACGUCAGCCUAACGUGCGUCAGGGUUUCAGUCAGGUCACUAGGCCCAGAUCCAGCGGGGAGCGGUGGCGCGGGUCCAGCUGGCUGUGUUCAGGGUGAACCCGGCGCAGCUGCAGCGGCGGCGUGUUACAUAAGUGGCGGCAGCAGGGCCGCUUCUCAGCGGGUGGUUCCCCUGGUGAGCCGCGGCCCGUCCUCCACGCCACCAGCUCUCUGACGCUGCGGCGCCUGUGAACCCGGUGGCACUCGUGAACCUUUGAACUCGAGGCAAGGAACGCACGUGUCGUCACUAGCGUUGGACCCGCCACCACAACAAGCGUGCGGCGGAUUCCAGGAAGAGUUUGCACAGCUGAACCUUCCCAGAGGCUGCUGAGUCGUCACAACUCACUGGCUCUGGGUGAGCUGGACGACACGGCAGGCUUCUUGUGACUCAGCAGCCGAGUGGCUCUGCUCGCGACGCUAGAGGGCGCUAAUUAGCCUCCGAGGUCUGAAUGACGUCCUACAUUCGUCAGGUGGGAGUCACUCCGGCGCUGUCCAUCAUUCCGCCAACACCUGGACCCUCAAAAACAUGUGGCGAGCACCGGGUCAAUGCAUCCUCUCCUGCGGCCUUUGCCCCCGCACGCGUCAAUGCCGUCCGCGCGCUCGUCCUAGCUGUGAUGAUGACACGGCAGAUUUGCCUUCAGCAGAGGAAUUCGACCCAACAACUCUUUCAGUUGCCUUGGUUCACCUGCCUGACCCCUGCCUGACCUCUGCUUGACCCCCGCCUGACCCCCGUGUGUCCUGUCUGUCGCGACCUUCUCUUGCCAUGAAUGCAGUGCAGUGACGACUGGAGCCUUUUCCGCGUCUCCUCCUACUGAUGCAGUUCAAGUCGGGCGCCGUCUUUGGUCCGACAUCACUGGGGUUGUUUUUAUUUGGGCUUUUACAUGUGUCUUUGUGUUUUGCUGACUGGCCAGUCUUGACUAACGUGACUUUACUGGGUCUGUUCUGCUCGGUGCCCGGCCCAACAGAACCGCAGCGAUUGUGGAGGAGAACCUGGUCCCCAGAUGCGAAUGUGACCAACAUUCCCUCCUCAACCUGCCCCAGUGGUGGCUCUUCCCGGGCCACGUGAGUGGGCUCCUGGGAGCCACACUUCUCUGGUUGCGUUUGCCAAGGAAUCAUCACAAAUACUGAAGCGGGAACCGUGAUUCGGAGCCCAGUGGAAUGAGCUGGAAUCACACGCGUGUAACAAUGACUAAUGUUGUGGUUUGCUGCUAAGAAAAGUGCAAAAUGUCUUUUUUUUUUUUUUAUUUCAACAAGUGAAAACUGUUUUAAUUGAGCUGCAGCGGGGUUUUAAACAUGUCUCUCUCUAACAACGAAUGCUCAGAGUUGUAAUAUAUUUCUGUGUUUCUGACGAUGAAUUGUACAUUUGUGGAGAUAAUAUAUUCUGAAAUCCUGCGA